Messenger RNA from Trichomonas vaginalis G3, 1305 nucleotides. RefSeq names its product DNA/RNA polymerases family. Bases 1 to 1305 code for a protein of 434 amino acids. The record is from RefSeq and is a predicted model, not a curated record. The transcript has a single exon. Lineage: Eukaryota; Parabasalia; Trichomonadida; Trichomonadidae.
AUGAAGUAUCUUGAGUCAUGUGUGAAGACAAGGUACAUUCUCAGAGGUCAAUUGACAAAAAUUGCACCGUUGGCAAAUGUGAAUAUCCGAGUCAACAUACCGACUGAGAAAGGUUCUUCACAUGACGACUAUGUUGUUGACUUCAAAUUGCCAUGGUUGAAGAUUGUACUUGUCCACAACCACUUCAUGUUGAACGAAAGUCUUACAAACCCAUUGUUCGGAAAAGGUAAGUGCAACAUUGUCAGAGCUGUUAACAUUCUUUUCGAGAAAGGGUUGUUGGAACCAAUUCCAGAUGACAAGCUGACAGAAACUUUUGUACCAAAAGAUGAAACAAACUUUUCAUUGUUGGUAAGACCAAAAGUUGUUCCGGACAAAGUUAUAGCACAAAAGAAGUACACAGCUCCAAAAGGAGUUGGAUUGUUCGGAUACCAACCUGAACCAGAAGAACUUCCAAUGAGGUUGCAAGAACUUCAAGAUGCUAUAAACAAACUUCCAUUGAGACAUCCAAUCGACGUCAAAUUGUAUUGGAGAGCAUCAGAGUUAGGUCAGAAGGUUUUAUAUGAAACAGGUUGCUUCGACGAUGUUUAUGAGAUAACAGGCGAGGUUUCUCAAAAGAUAAGAGACUCACUUGAAUUUCCACGAACUGGGCCGAUUGGAUGCGAUAAGUUCGACUCAUACGAAAAAAUAUACUAUGUCGACCUUAACGCUGCGUACAUGAGGUUUGUCCAAUAUAUUCCGACUGGAAUUCCAAACGAAGAUGGUAAGUUCCCGGGAAGGAACUAUACAGUUGGAAAGGUCAUACAACAACUCUAUGAUAUUAGGAAAGCUUCAAACCCCAAACUUGCAAUGACAAUCAAAUUGCUUAUGAAUUCGACAUGGGGAUAUUCCAUUAAAAAACCUCAAAAGAUGAAGAGUAAACACUAUGAGAAGGUCGACAACUUUGUUGAAAGGUUCUCCCCUUUUGUUUUGAAAUACGAGUUCACCGAAGGUCAAGGUGGCUCAGUAACCACAGUAAAACCUAUUGUCGAACAUUGGUCUUAUCCUCAGUUCGCAAAGGCAGUCCUCGACAACUACAACAAAUUCUUCUCAGAGGUUAAAUCCAAAGUGAAGGUAUACUAUGAGAACAUCGAUGCACUCAUGACGAACGAGGAAGGAUACAACAAACUCAUUGAAAUGGGUUUAGUCGGUGAGAAGAUGGGCCUUUUUAAGCUAGAUAAGGUAUUUUCCGAAGUUCAUGUAAUAUCCAAGCGCAAGUACUGGGGUGUACUUGAAGACGGGACAGAAAUAAAACAUUGUAUGAAAUAA